Symbiodinium sp. CCMP2456 is the source of this 588-nucleotide messenger RNA. The record is from the annotation of a GenBank genome assembly. NCBI's taxonomy places the organism in Eukaryota, Dinophyceae, Suessiales, Symbiodiniaceae.
AUGGGCAAGCCUUCCGUUAGCACCUACAGCUCCCAAGUCGAGCAGUUCAGCUACCGCGAACCCGAUGAAGAGGAUUCGCGGCCAGAUGCGCUGGAGGAACUCAUCGAACAGAAGAUUGCCGAAAAGGACAGCCUGGACAGGAUCCUGCAGUUGUGUGCCGACGCUUGCCUGGCCUACCGGGAACAGGGCGAGAGAUGGAAAGAAGCUCACAUGCUCUGCACCAUGGCAGGGGUGUGCCUGGAGUUUCAGCAGGUGGAGCAGGCGGAGCAUCACGCCCGCAGCGCCGUUCGCCUUGCAAAUGGCCUUGGGGACAGGGCCGCCCGCAGUGAAGCGCUGAACAUCCUCGCCUCGGUCUUCCUUGUGCAGCCGGAGCAGUCCGAGAAGGCCGUCAUGAUUCUGCAGCAGGAGCAAGCAGCCUGCAUAGAUGAACGUGACGAACUUGGAGAGGCGAUGUGCAUGCUCUCCCUUGCCAACGUCUAUAUGGAGCUGGGCAGACCGAAAUUGGUCAUCUCUGCGGCAGAGGAUGCACGAAGAAUCUUCAAGUCCUCCAAGGAUCCGUGUGGGCACCGAGCUGUUGCUGGCAAGUGA